AUGAGCGGACCUGUCGUUGAGAAGGCACCAGAAACUGACGACGAAUUCAGCGCUGAUACUCCAUCUACGUCAGUACAGCUGCAUCUGCUGAACCCUUGUGAGAGCGUGGCUAUGCCACAAAGAGCUCGAGUUCAUGUUGAUGAGAAAUUGGAGCAGAGGUGGCGGAAGCUGGGUGAAGAUGUUCUGACAGCAGCCGUGAGACGGGUCCAACCCACAAUGAAGAUGGUGAAUGAUAUGGAGACGUGCCUGGACAACACUCUUGCCGCCGUUCAGGGUGCAUCAGGGCACAUCCGUCACGCGUCAACUGUCGUCUACCAUCUGGAGGACAGUGUUGAGGCCCUUUUGGACGCUGCAAAAUUGAUACCGACAAGUUUCGAGAAUACCGUCAGGGUGAUGCGUCUGGCAUGA
Molecule: messenger RNA, 408 nt
Organism: Ostertagia ostertagi
Lineage: Eukaryota; Metazoa; Nematoda; Chromadorea; Rhabditida; Trichostrongylidae
Source: the annotation of a GenBank genome assembly